Molecule: messenger RNA, 528 nt
Organism: Penicillium digitatum Pd1
Lineage: Eukaryota; Fungi; Ascomycota; Eurotiomycetes; Eurotiales; Aspergillaceae
Source: RefSeq, a predicted model, not a curated record
AUGGCGAGCCGACAAAUCACACGGCGCAUUGUCACCAGCGCAUCGAUCGCACUAUGCCUCAUCUUCUUCCUGUUUAUUCGACCACAGGGGCCACCGAGUCCCGCCAUCCGCGCCCCAGGCCACAUCGACCACUCGGCACCGGCAUCCGCACCGGGGAUAACCAUCCAAGAUAGCACACUGAAGGGCGAUGUGAUAAUGCCGAAACUAGGCAAUGAGACUGUCAAUGGAGAAUGUGCGGAGCAUUUCAUGCAGCAUUUGAGUAAGUAUCCGCCUCAGGUUUCGUCGCGAAAUGCAGCUUCGGGCUGGGCUUGCUUCGUUCAUAACGAGGUCAAUACCAUGCUCGACAAGCCUGAGUUUGACUGCACCAAUCUAGGGGAAUUCUAUGACUGCGGUUGCGGUGGGGAUGAGAAGGAGGGUGAGCCCAAGGAGGUGUCGGCUGCUUCUCGGCCUGAUACUGGGAAGGAGGGCACAGGGCAACAUGAUGGCCCUGCUGUGGAGAUCUCGAAGGAAGAGACAACUCGCGGUUGA